CGAUAAGAAGUCAAGCUUUUCGUCUGAAAGGGAACACCUUCCAAGAGAAGAGAGCAUCCAAAGAAGAAGAAAACUCCAUUAAUGGAGAAAGAGGCAGCAGAAACAUCAACAGAACUCAAUUUCGACAGCACAACUUCAUCUCCAUACAUAACAGCUCCUUCAAGCCCAACCCUAUUUGGAAACAACAAUGCUAUUUUCUUCAGUGCACCCACAAGCCCUUCUACUUCAACUUCUUCCAAUACACCCUUUGACUGGAAUGACCAACCAAGAACUCCCAAGAAGAGAUCAGCCAGCGAUAUUGAUGAUGAAUUCGAGUUCAAUUUCAGUGGACAAUUGGAUAAAUCUUUUUUCUCUGCCGCCGAUGAGCUCUUCUAUGGAGGAAAGAUUCGACCUUUAGGGCCCUCACUUCCUCCUGUUGUUUCUGGUGUUCUCGACAGAGAAGAUUCUGGUAGAGGAAGAGACCGAUCUCCCGGAUCUUCUACGCGUUAUGAUCGUGUAGGAAGCCUCUCUAUGUCUCCGUUGAGGGUUUCAGACAUUAUGGUUGAUGAAGAAGAAGUACAUGAGAAAACAAAAAUGGUUGCUUCUAACGCAAGCAACCAAAAAUCCUCUGUUUUCUUGUCAGCGAUUCUGUUCCCUGGUCGAGCAUAUAAGAAGUGGAAACUCAAAGAUCUGUUGUUAUUCAGGAGUGCAUCCGAUGGUAGACCUGUUCCAACCAAAGAGUCAUUGAGAAGAUAUGAUAUACUUACAAAGAAAGAGGCCGAGGAAGUGAAAAAUUCGAGUAUCCGAUCAAGAGACAGCUGUGAUUCAUCAGUCUCUAGGUCAAGGAGAAGGCACGGCACGGUGGUUUCAGCUCACGAGAUGCAUUACACUGAGAACAGAGCAGUGUCAGAGGAGUUGAAAAGGAAGACGUUCUUGCCGUACAAACAAGGCUGGUUAGGAUGCUUAGGGUUUAACCCUGCGGUCCAUGAAAUUUCAAGAGUUGGGUCCUUGUCACGUGCUUCCUCUUGAUCCAUCUUGUGCCUUUUCUUCUAUAUAUUAUUUCUUAUGGCUUAAAUUUUCAGAUUUGUGGUGAGAUUCCAUCUAAUUGAUGGGGCAUAUGAUAUCGUUUAAUUCGGAUAACGUUUUCAUACAAAUGAUAAAAGAAAAAAAAAUCAUAUGUAAAAUUGGCGUAUGGUAUAUUUGGAUAUUUCACUCA
Raphanus sativus (radish) is the source of this 1195-nucleotide messenger RNA. RefSeq lists its product as uncharacterized. The coding region runs from base 82 to 1008 and encodes 308 amino acids. The record is from RefSeq and is a predicted model, not a curated record. Lineage: Eukaryota; Viridiplantae; Streptophyta; Magnoliopsida; Brassicales; Brassicaceae. The transcript has a single exon.